CAGGAGGUUCUAGAAACUAGGGUCUGCGAGUCGAUAGUGGUUCGGUUCUUUCUCAGGUUAAAUUUAUUGCAAUUUUCGUCUAAUGUUUUUUAGGUCUCCUUAUUAAUCUUCUAUCAAAGCUAAUAAAAGCGUACGAGCAUUGAUACGGCAAUGGCGGGUGGAAAUUUUAUGCACCGAGUGAUGUCUUACCUUGUUAACGAGAUUGUCGUUAAUGGUCUUGCCAACAGUCCUGCAUUCCAACGGUUUGCUGUGAGGACAUCAAAGAGGAUUGAAGAUAUUUCUAAUAAGGCUGUCCAGAAGAGGCAAGAGCUCACUGAGCAGAUGAAAGAUUUCUCAAAAAAUUUUGAGUCUAAGAACUAGCGAUUCAUGCGAUACAAUGUUGGAUUUGGUGCUGCUUCCUAAGUAAUAAUCCCUAUUCCUAUCAACCAUAAAGAUUGGCAGAGUCGAGGUUUGCAAUAUUGGGUUUAGUGUUGCAGCAUGUGGUUUGUCUGCUAUAUUAUGUACUCUAAACAAAUAUAGGUUUUAGCUAUCUGGUUGUAUUGAAAUUUUUAAUAGUUUUAGUAGUAAAAAUAUCUGGAUUUGUGGAGGUCA
Molecule: messenger RNA, 591 nt
Organism: Mangifera indica (mango)
Lineage: Eukaryota; Viridiplantae; Streptophyta; Magnoliopsida; Sapindales; Anacardiaceae
Exons: 5
Coding region: 151-360 (69 amino acids)
Source: RefSeq, a predicted model, not a curated record